Molecule: messenger RNA, 3190 nt
Organism: Drosophila rhopaloa
Lineage: Eukaryota; Metazoa; Arthropoda; Insecta; Diptera; Drosophilidae
Product: myogenesis-regulating glycosidase
Exons: 6
Coding region: 43-2880 (945 amino acids)
Biological process (GO): carbohydrate metabolic process
Molecular function (GO): hydrolase activity, hydrolyzing O-glycosyl compounds
Source: RefSeq, a predicted model, not a curated record
CGUUUGGAACGCAGCCGCUGGAAUUCAGAAGCGGCAGGAGAAAUGGCUCACUCCUCGCAAUCGGGUGCUGCGCAGGCGCUCAAUGGCCAGCAUCCGGAGUUGGCCUUCGCGGACGCGGAUACGGAUGGGGAUGGGGAUGGGGGGUACGAGCGGUACGAGCGGUCCAAGGGGGAAGGGGGGUCUCCAGAGCCGGAGAAGAUACAACUUCUGGGUUCAAUGGCCAGGAAGCAAUCCCUCAGCGAGCGACGCAACGUGGAGCUGCCGCUCCUUAAAGUGAUCAACGAAAAGGAACCGGAGGCCACCACCUCGACCACGCCCUCGCCAGAAGCCUUCGCCCCGGGACUCCGGCGGAACUCGAUAUCGAUGCCCUCGGGCAUCAAUGCCCUGGAUCUGGAGGCACUGCGUCUGCGACAUCAGAUGCAGCCACAGGAUGCCCUGCACGAAGAGAUUAUAGCCGACGAUGCGGCCUCCAGCCUUGGAACUCCGGCUACUCCGGGCACUCCGGGAAUUACGGCGCCGACGACAUCGGCGAAUACGCCGGAUAAGGUCGUCAGCGGUACGGCCAUCAAUUUCGCCAACGCCAACGAUGACAGCGAUGACGAGUUCGGGAACGCCAGAAGACCAGUUCACCGCGAUCGUUUCCGCAGUCGGAGACGUGCCUCGAUUGCCCCCCUGCCCGCUUUGCGGUUAAACAGCAAGGAGAUGUUGGCCAGUGACUUCGAUAGCCACAGUUUGGCCUCCAACCAGGCCUCCAUCACCAGCGUCAAUUCCUUGGCCAGUUUGCUUCGCGAGAAGAUGCAGGCCUUCCCACAGCUGAUAAGGAAAAAGAAGCGGGAGACAAAGGACUACAAAAUCAAGAUAUUCGUCAUCAUUAUGUUUUUCAUCAUCAUAUUUCUGAUCGGCUACGCCUAUGUGGCCUACCACCAGCAGGUGCUCACGAAGAGCUACUUCCAGAAGAUCAAGUUCAACUCGCACGACCGCAUCUUCCGGAUCCUGAGCCACGAGGACAAGGAGGUGAUAUCGGGCCAGUUGGGCACCACACUGGGCUUCGACACGGCCCCGUUCCACUGCCUGGAGGACCAUCGUCGGAACGAUGGCAGCGUGUGCAUCGAGUGGAACGGGAUAGCCCGACUGCACCUGAACUUCGAGGACAAGGGGGUCUUCCGGUGCUACACGCUGCAGUGGCAGGCCCUCACCCCGGGCCUCCUGCCCACCGACUGCUACGAGCUGAAGCGGGACAAUGGCAUGUGGUUCGGUGGCGGGGUCACCAAGGGUCAGGAGUGGUCCCUCAGCUAUGCCAACUUCGACUUCGCGCCGUACGCCUCGGGGGACAGCAAAAUCCAUCAGUUUGGCAACGGGGUGAAGAGGUACUUCAUCAACUCCAUCGGCGUGGCCAUGCAGGUGAGCGAGCGGACGCCUCUGCAACUGGGCGUCAACCGGACGGAGAACCGCUUCUGCCUGCGGGCCGCCAACGAUGAGUUCACCUUCGUGAACCACCUGACCCCGCUGCCCCAGCUGGACUAUCGCAUCUGCACCACGGAGGACAUGCGCAGUCUGCACAUGCUGAUGACGCAGCAGAGCCUGUGGGAUGGCCUCAAGGAGCAGGAGUUCAAGGUGCUGCACUCGCUGCUCGAGGAGCCCGUGUGGCGGAUACCGCAUGCGGAGACAGCGGAUUCCCUCAACGAGUCGACCAUUUGCGACUACUCCGAGAGCGCCAUUGCCAUGGGUCUGGGCCACAUAGUGAUCAACGAGUUCUGGCAGGAGAACAUCGGCGACUUCACCGUGGACAAGGCCCGAUUCCCCACGCUCAAGGACACCAUCGAUGUCCUGCACCGGCGGGGCUUCAAGGUGGUCCUCACCAUCCAGCCGUUCAUCAGCACGGACAGUGCGAACUUCAAGGAUGCCGUGCGGCGGAAGCUCCUCAUCUACGAGCGGCACUCGGAGCGGAGCAUUCCCGCUUUGACCAGGUACAAGAGCAGCUCCAGUGCCGGCGUGCUGGACAUCACCAACAAUGCCUCGGUGCCCUGGCUGCUGGAGAAGCUGCAGCGCCUGAAGGAGGAGUACGGGGUGCAGAGCUUCUACCUGGACCUGGGCACCGGUUACAAUCUGCCCCACUACUACCAGUGCCGCCAGACCCUGGACAAUCCGGACACGUACGCCAGGCUGUUCACCGCCAGUCUGGAGGGCGCCGGCCUGAUGGCGGUCUCCACGGCCAGUGUGGUGCCCAAGCCGCCCACCUUCCUCAGCACUCCGCCGGCGAACGCCACCUGGGAGGGAUUGCGGGAGACUCUGGGUGCCGUGCUGAACUACGGGGUCAUUGGCUAUCCCUUCGUGCUGCCCGGAGUGAUCGGGGGCGACUAUCUGCUGCAGCGACCGCUCUCCAAGAUGGUCUCCUUCUACUCGAUGGCCCAGCCACCGCUGCCCGAUCCGGAACUCUUCAUCCGCUGGCUCCAGCUGGCCACCUUCAUGCCGGCCAUGCAGUUCAGCCAUCUGCCCUCGGAGUACCGCAGCGACCUGGUCACCCGGGUGGCCCAGGAGCUGAAGGAGGUGCGCCAGACGGUGGUGAUCGCCCUGCUCAAGAAGUACCUCAGUCCCUCGAUGAACGAGGGCCUGCCGCUGGUCAGGCCCCUCUGGAUGAUGGAUCCCCACGACCCCGCCUGCCUCAUCGUCAGCGACGAGUUCUCCGUGGGCGAGGAGCUCAUCGUGGCCCCCAUCCUCCAUGCAGGACGCGAGGAGCGGGAGGUUUAUCUGCCGCAGGGCGUGUGGAAGGACGGCAUCGAUGGAUCACUGCGGAAGGGCAGCCGCUGGAUGCACGGCUACCGGGUGCCGAAGGACAAGAUCGCCUACUUCCGCAAGAUGCCGGAUAACACACGGUUCUAGGACUCCGCAUCCACCUGCCCCGCAACCCAUGUGAUAUGACCGAAAGACCGAAAGAGAGCCGGCACUUCCGCAUACAUCUAUCUGUAUUGAGUAGCCUAAAUACUAAAUACUAAACACGAAAUACUAUAUAUAUAUAUAUAUCGAUAAGCCCGCGAUCGUAAUACAUAAGAUGCCUUAUCGCUAGCGCUUAAGCGUUAUCCUUAGCCUAUGUAAUUUCCAUAUUUUUUUUUUUGUUUGUUUGUCCGUAUGAUUAGUUAAGUACAUCUGGGAUGAUCGCUUACUCGCUGAAUAAAUAUGUAUGCUCCAUCAA